AUGACUCUUCACAUCUUGCCCUUGCUAGAUGGCAAGAGCCACAACGUUCGGCCAAAGCCGGACUUCAGCCUCGAAGGCUUUGUUCUCAACGACAGGUACUCAUUUCUCCGCAAAAUCGGCGCCGGCACCUACGGCCUCAUCUACCUCGUGCGAGACCAAGUCACUGGCCUCGAGCUUGCCGCCAAGAUGGUCAUGACUGAGCCCCACGGCGCGGGCUCGGCGGCAAACAACAAAAAGUACAUCCAGGAGAAGAUGUACGACUACUUUGCCUCGCAUAGCCCGUUGCAAGCGCAGGAACUCGACUUGGGCUUGAUUGCUCGCGACGGCGUCUCGUGUCUGUUUCUCAAGGAAAUCGCUUUGCACUUGAAAGUGCAUGACCACCCCAAUGUCGUCACGAUCCACCACGUUUUCAGCCUAGAGCGUUUUGCUGUGGUCACUUUGAUGGACUACUUUGCUCAGGGCGACUUGUUUGGCAACAUCAUCGACAACCACAUCUUCUUGACGCGCCACCACGGCAAGCAGCUUAUGAUGAAAAACUGCAUGCUCCAAUUGAUUGACGCAAUGGAGUUCUGUGCUCUGCGGGGCGUCUACCACUGCGACUUGAAGCCCGAAAACGUCAUGGUGCGCUACGAUCCUCUGUAUCGGCGUCCCGACGCGGACGAAACGGGCUCGCGGCCCAUCAUCGACUACCAGGAACUUCACGUUAGCCUCAUAGACUUUGGCUUGGCCAUGACGUCAGACUUGAUCUGCUGCAAUGCUUGCCGUGGUUCAAGCUUCUACAUGGCCCCGGAGCGGAUUGUCAACUUCAACACCAGCAAGCUCGUGCGGUCGCUCAUUGACAUGGAGCAGUUUGUCAGCGACGAGCGUGCGGAGCUGGAGCUGAGCGCACGGUACUUGCCGACGUUGGCGGGAGACGUGUGGCUGCUUGGCGUUUUAUUUAUCAACAUCACAUGUGCACGGAACCCGUGGCCCAUAGCUAACAUCAACGACCGCCACGAGGUUUUUUCCAACUACAUUUUGCAUAACAAGAGCAUUCUCCAGACCAUCUUGCCCAUUCUGAAGCAGUUCAACGCUGUGCUCAACGAGAUAUUCUGCCUUAACCCUAACGAGCGCAUUUCGUUGGCGGACUUGCGCCAACGGAUUGUGGCGGUGGAUUUUUACCAUGACGGCGCCUCUUUCAACGAGCAAUUGUGCACGCCGCCGACGGAACCGAAUCUGCGGCCCAGCUCGCCUAAGGACAUUCAGGGCACGGGAAAAGGCCACCACGGGCUGGUGUGCUAG
Molecule: messenger RNA, 1281 nt
Organism: Clavispora lusitaniae ATCC 42720
Lineage: Eukaryota; Fungi; Ascomycota; Pichiomycetes; Serinales; Metschnikowiaceae
Gene: SHA3
Product: putative serine/threonine protein kinase
Biological process (GO): signal transduction; protein phosphorylation
Molecular function (GO): protein serine/threonine kinase activity; ATP binding
Source: RefSeq, a predicted model, not a curated record